Pogona vitticeps (central bearded dragon) is the source of this 431-nucleotide messenger RNA. The record is from RefSeq and is a predicted model, not a curated record. Lineage: Eukaryota; Metazoa; Chordata; Lepidosauria; Squamata; Agamidae.
GCUGGACUAUUGUGACGAAGCGGUGAAGGACCCUGAGCAGGACCUACCUGUUGACAUCCACCAGCCUCCGCCAUUCGUGCACAAGAUCCUGCAGCUGAGCGGUGUCCUGUUCUACUAUGAGGAUUUCUCGGAGGGGAGUGGCUCUGCGCCAUCCCCUGUCCCAAAGGAGGAAGCGGAGCCAUCUGCCUGCCGAGAAGAGGAGGCCUCCUCCAGCCCUUUGCUUCAGAUCGGCAGCUGCUCCGGAUACACAGAGAUGAGAAUCAAGCUGAAGCAGAAUGAGGCCUUUCCCGGACCCAAGGUCAGCCAGACAGAGGUCGUUGGUUCAUUGGCUAGGUUCCUUAUCAAGCUUUUUCUCCAAAGAGCUCCGAGCAGCUUGCCAUGUUCCUUGGCAGCAAGACUCUGCAAAGGGGGUUAAGCCACCUGGGUCGCUU